This is a messenger RNA of Ceraceosorus guamensis, 857 nucleotides long. RefSeq names its product ras-domain-containing protein. The transcript has 8 exons. Bases 195 to 812 code for a protein of 205 amino acids. The record is from RefSeq and is a predicted model, not a curated record. Gene Ontology annotation, molecular function: GTP binding; GTPase activity. Lineage: Eukaryota; Fungi; Basidiomycota; Exobasidiomycetes; Ceraceosorales; Ceraceosoraceae.
GCACCUCCAUACGCAAGAUUCACGACCUGAAUAGGCAGCCAUUGACUACUUCAAAGGCAGCCGAGCCCCAGUUGGAAACAGCUUGAUUCGUCCCCGACCUCUACGCAAGCCUGGCUAGACCCGCGAUCAAGGUCAGAGUUGGCACGCCGCAGAUAUCCUCUCCAGCUUCAUCGCAUACAUCGCACACCGCCAUCAUGAACCCGGAGUACGACUACCUCUUCAAGCUCUUGCUCAUUGGCGAUUCCGGCACGGGCAAGAGUUGCUUGCUGCUUCGUUUUGCUGACGACACCUACACGGAAAGCUACAUCUCAACGAUUGGUGUCGACUUCAAGAUUCGCAGUCUCGAGUUCGAAGGCAAGACCAUCAAGCUGCAGAUUUGGGACACUGCAGGACAAGAGCGUUUCCGCACCAUUACUAGUAGCUACUACCGCGGCGCUCACGGUAUCAUUGUCGUCUACGAUGUCACAGAUCAGGACACCUUCGCAAAUGUCAAACAGUGGCUUUCGGAGAUCGACCGAUACGCUACUGAGGGUGUAAACAAGCUCAUGGUCGGAAACAAGAACGACUUGACAAGCAAAAAGGUGGUGGAGUACAACGUUGCCAAGGAGUUUGCCGAUCAACUCAACAUCCCUUUCCUCGAGACGAGUGCCAAGACAAGCGAGAACGUCGAGGCUUGCUUCUUGGCGAUGGCUAAGCAAAUCAAAGACAGAAUGGGAUCCACAACCGUCAACAAUGCGCCUGGCAAGUCAAACGUAAAGCUGGGAGCGGGACAGUCUGUUGGAGGAGAGCAAAAUGCUGGUGGUUGCUGCUAAUCCCCUCGACAUCGAGCGGCAAGGCUAGACUUGGCUUACCCUCUG